Messenger RNA from Glycine soja, 1162 nucleotides. RefSeq names its product protein E6-like. Lineage: Eukaryota; Viridiplantae; Streptophyta; Magnoliopsida; Fabales; Fabaceae. The transcript has a single exon. The record is from RefSeq and is a predicted model, not a curated record. Bases 51 to 869 code for a protein of 272 amino acids.
AAGCACAACUUCUCAUCAGUAUAGACCACCUUCCCUCUCUUCUGUUACCAAUGGCUCCCUCAUCAAACUACAUUUCUUUCCUUUUCCUCACCACCCUUUUGUUUGCUCUUCAAAUCAGUGCAAGAGACAGCCAGUUCUUCAGCAAAGUCACCCAUUUUGACAAAAACAGUGUCAAAGAGACAGAACUUCCCAACAAAGAAGCACCAGAAGUGAACAAGCCAGAGCAACAACCACCUUUCAUUCCGGAGACUGAAAACAGCUAUGGCCUAUAUGGUCAUCAUGAUGAGUAUAACCAAGUCCCUUCCACCACCACCAACCCCACUUCUUACCACCCCUACAAGACCGAGUUUGAGAACUCCAACAACAAGUAUUACAACAAUGAUGCCUAUAACACAAGGUUCUCCGAAACCGGUUACAACAACAACAAGGAUUCUUAUGAGGGUAACCAAUAUGAGUUAAGUGACACAAAGUACACAGAAGAAGAAUACAACAACAACAACAACAACAAGUAUCACAACUCCUAUCAGAACAACAACCAGAAGUACUACAACAACGAUGCUGCCAAUGGCAUAUACUCCUACAACAACAACAACAAUUACAAUGCUAACAAUAACAGGUACAAUACUUACAACAACAACAAUGCCGUUAACGGGUACAAUGGUGAGAGGCAAGGAAUGAGUGACACAAGGUUUUUGGAGGGUGGAAAAUACUUUCAUGACGUUGCCGCCGAGAAGUACAAUCCAACAAACUAUGGUGACUCAUCAAGGGAAGUGAACACUAACAACUGGUACAACAACAGAGGUGGCAACUACAACGGGAACCAGAACCAGCAGGAGUUUGAAGAUGAACAUGAGAACUUCGAGCCAUGAGCUUGGAUCAUUGGCAAAGUAAAGAGUUCACUAUACUUUUGAGUAUCCACUAUGGGUGUUUAAUGUUUUUAUUGUGUUUUAGAUUCAAGAAAACACAAAGUUAAAGGAUAUGUUAACUAUGAAGGGCUUUUAUUUUAUUUUUUACUUAGUAGUACUUCUAUUAAGUCUUGCUUCCGGAUUGCGUUGUCUCUGUCAUGAUCUGGAAAUACCUCUACGAGAGCAUGAGUAAUUUUUGCUUAACUAAUAAGUUGUAUAAUAUUGUGAAGUAAGCUUGUUUCUUGCUCUCAUUUUUA